This is a messenger RNA of Aspergillus calidoustus, 2325 nucleotides long. The record is from the annotation of a GenBank genome assembly. NCBI's taxonomy places the organism in Eukaryota, Fungi, Ascomycota, Eurotiomycetes, Eurotiales, Aspergillaceae.
AUGCCCCUCUUCCGCAAGAAAGAGAAAGCCAAGCAGUCCCUGUCCUCUGCUGCAUUCCGAUCGGUCGAGCAUCUUCCUUCCUCGCUCUCCGCCCCUCAUCUCGACAACGACAGCAUCGACAACAACAGCCGCUACCACGUCUCCACUUCGCAGCAGUUUCCGCCCCCGAACCAGCCUCAAUCCCAAUUUCACGCUCUUUCCGACGACCCCCAUCAGCCUCCGCCUCGCAAUCCGACCCAUACCUCGCUGCAACGCUCGCACACCCAGCGCCUCCGUACACCGCCGGACGCUUCGACGCUCUCCAACUCGACAUCCACCAUCACGUCCUGGCCCUCUUCUCCUACUGACAAGCCAGACGACCAGGAACCCCGUCGCUCCAAGCGGAGCCUCUUCUCUUUCCACUCCUCGCACUCAUCCUCGUCCGUCCGCGAACACGGCGGCUUGCUGGAGCGCAAUCGCUCUGUGAAGAAGGCAUCGGUCACUGGCAAACGCCAGUCGCACCAGCAGAAGCAACAGCAGCAGCAGCUCCAACACCAACAGCCGCCUCACCAGCAACAAUCGCGCUCAUCCGUGGACAUUUGGUCCAGAGAGUAUGCAGUAGACGGACCGGAGGCUGAGCAUCGAUCGUCCAUGCCGCAGCAGAACGCCAGUCGUGUGCCCCCUGAUCCUGGACUCGUCCCUCACUCCCGUUCGGCGCACCCCUCGCCGAUCCCACGGUCCAACACAGACCCGCAUCUCUUCGACAAUAUCUACCGGCAAGCGCCCGUCGAUACUUCCAGGCGCGCUGCAGACCUAGGUCCCGCGUCACACCAAUUGGACCCGCGACCGCCUUCCCGGCAGUCAAUUGGGCCUCCGUCGCCGUUACCUCCUCCCAAGAGCGAAACAUCCUCAGUUUCGCAGCUCGGUGCUAUGUCAGACCGACCGUCCGGCGGGACCCCGCAAAAUCCGUCUCAACCCCCGCCUUCGGCGCAUUCCUCGUUGCAGGCCGCUCCCGAGCCAGGCCGGAGCACGCCCACGUCGAAAGAUAACCGCAGUCGCGAUGAUCUCGGCGAGAUUGAUAUUCAGGCUCUUCUUCAGAAGCACGAUGAACUCCAGGCCAAAUACUCCAAAGUAAAGCGAUACUACUUCGAACGAGAUGCCCAAGUUCAACAGCUUCAAAACACGGUCGCGCAUCAGCGCAUGGCCGUCUCUCGCACCGUCCUUGAUGACAACGAAUACGCCAACCGCUUCGGUCGGCUCGACGGAGCAAUCAAAGACCUAGCCUUUUCUCUCCGUAAGGAUUGGAAAAUUAUCCCCGAUUGGCUUGCCGGCUCCGUAAACGAGGAUGCACCCUCCACCGGGGCGCGUGAAAUGACCGUUGUUGGCCGUGCGAUCAUCUCCCGCUGGCUUGUUGACGAGCUCUUUGAGCGCUUCUUCCACCCCUCCCUCGAACCAACCUUUAGCCGCCAACUUAAGGCCAUUGAAAUGACCCUCCGCCACCAGCAAACCAAUACUUCUACCGAAGAAGACAAGGAAAACGCCAUUGCCCGCAUCUCUAACUGGCGCCGCACAACCCUUGACGGCCUCGGCGACUCCCUACAGGGUCCCGCAGCCGAUAUUCACCGCGCCCAGAUCACAGACAACCUGGUCGAGUUCCUUGUCGCAACUCUCCUCAGCCACCUGAAUGAUCCGCCUCCGGCCGGGUUCGAGAAUGGUGCUCGCAUGAUUAUCGAAAUAGCCCUCGGCAUCGCUGAAAAGAUUCCUCUUGAAUCUCGGGACAUUUGCGUCUCGUAUCUCGCUCCGGGAACGCCCAUUAAUGAAGCUACGAUGCGCGUCGAACCAAGUACCCUCCUUCCGCCUCUCACAAACGCCGCCGCCGCGGCUUCUUCCUCUAACCUCUCUCACCCGCCUCAAACCGCCGACUCCAACCGCCGCUCCGCAGAAGACCAACACCAUCAAAAUAGCCAUUCCAUCCCCGACUCCACCGGCCCUGGCGGCAAUGACCUUGAUCGCGACCAGUCGCAAGCCCAAAACGUCUCGCCCGACGCACCGGACCACAGAAAACGAUCUGUUCUCAGUGGUCUUCGCGGUCGUCUAAGCGGGCAGAGUUCAGCCAGUUCAUCCGUACCUCCUGUGUCUGCGCCCGUACCUGCCCCUUUACCCGCAGGGAUUCCGAACAGCGCGGGUGAAGCAGCUCGGCGCGGCUCCGUUGGUGGACAGAGCCAGGGAGCUGGAGUCGGAUCUGUGGUGGCCCGGGUCCGGUUCGCAGCCUUCGUCACUGCCGAAGUCCGCGGACGGGGGCCGCUAAAUGUGUUGGUCAAGGCGCCCGUCUUUGCGAUGGAGUGA